This is a messenger RNA of Acaromyces ingoldii, 1695 nucleotides long. Its product is annotated as MFS general substrate transporter. NCBI's taxonomy places the organism in Eukaryota, Fungi, Basidiomycota, Exobasidiomycetes, Exobasidiales, Cryptobasidiaceae. The record is from RefSeq and is a predicted model, not a curated record. The coding region runs from base 94 to 1611 and encodes 505 amino acids. Gene Ontology annotation, cellular component: membrane. The transcript is spliced from 11 exons. Gene Ontology annotation, molecular function: transmembrane transporter activity. Gene Ontology annotation, biological process: transmembrane transport.
GGGUUCGAUAGCAAUGAGGGCUCCAAGAGUGAGACCAACGUAUCCUUCUCCACCCCCAGAUACUCCAUCAUCAACCCGUCCUAAGAAAGACUGAUGGCGAAGAGCGAUCACAAGGACGACACGGGGCCCUCUCCGACGUCGAUCUCGCCAACCACCACGGUGGUUGCAUCGCCGACGACAGAGGACAAGAAGAGCGAAACGGUGUACAUUGAGUGGGAGGAUGGCGACCCCCGAUACCCUCUUAAUUGGAGCCAGACUUCACGCUACUUCAUGAUCACGGUCACUUUUCUCUAUAACUCCUCGACGGCGAUGAACGCGACGGGGUACACGACAGCCCAGGAUGUUGGUUCUUACGAUUUGCACACGAGCGUCGAAGUCUGGCUGACCGGUGCGACGGCUUACCUCGUCCCCGUCGCCCUCACGCCCCUGGUUCUCGCUCCACUCAGCGAGAUCUACGGUCGCCGCCCAGUCUACCUCGUCUCUCUCUUCAUCUAUACAAUGAUGUUCAUCCCGCAGGCGCUGGCGCCCAACAUUGCUGCCAUCAUCGCCUCGCGCGUCGUCCAGGGCUGCGCCGGGAGCGUGGGCAAUACCAUGGUGGCCGGCUCCGUCGCGGACCUGUUUCCGAAAGAGAAGCGCGCCGUGCCCAUGUCGGCAUUUGUCUUUGUGGUUUUCAUGAGUCAGGCUAUCGGUUCUUGCGCAUCGGGCUGGACGGUCGCUACCAUCGGAUGGCGCUGGAUCUUCUGGUGGCAGGGCGCCAUCGCAUUGGGCACUCUUGUCGCCUUUGUCUUUGUCGUCAAAGAAUCACGCGCCACCAUCCUCUUGUCGCGCCGUGCAAAGGAGCUGACCAAGCAAACGGGCAUCCUUCACAAGACCGAGGACGACGACGUGCGGCGCAAUGCCUUUGUCAUGGCCUCGCGCAAUCUCGGUCGUCCCCUCGUCUUCUUCGUCACUGAGCCCAUCGUCGCCUUCCUCGCACUGUGGAUUGGCUUCCUCUGGGGUGUCGUUUUCCUCUCCCUCGAGGGUGUCGCUGACUCGUUCAAGCCGUACGGUUGGACCCCACCGCAGAUCGACACGGUGCUUCUGGCCAUUGGCGUCGGGGGCUUCGUAGGCUUCGUGAGCAACUUCCAUCAGGCUCAUCUGUACGCGCGCGACGUCAAGCGAUCGGAUGGCAAGCCUAUCCCCGAGUCAAGGCUCUACUGGGCCAUGCCUGCUUCCAUCUUGACGGCUGGUGGACUCUUCUGGUACGGCUGGGGCGCACAGCCCUCGGUACACCCGGCGGUUCCCAUCAUCGGCCUCGUUGUCUUUUCGUGGGGUACCUACAUCAUCUAUCUCGCGACACUCAACUACCUGGCCGAUGCGUACGAGCACUACGCCUCGAGCGGCAUCGCAUGCCAGGCGCUUCUCCGCAACAUCUUUGGCGGAACGUUCGGCCUCUUUGCGCAUCAGAUGUACCGCAACCUCACGCCGCCGUACGCGACGACGGUGCUGGCAUGCAUCGCGGCCGCUCUGGGCAUCGCGCCGUUUGCCCUCUUCUUCUGGGGCCCCACGCUACGCAACUACUCGCGCAUUCAUCGACGCAUCGAGCAGGAGCAGGCUGAGAAAAGUCACUGAAGUAUCUUCUGUCUCCAAGCAUAGACUUCCUGUACAUAACAAAGAUAUGAUCUCGCGGCGUCUUGAUGUCAAGGGAAAUUUUAG